Messenger RNA from Triticum aestivum (bread wheat), 838 nucleotides. RefSeq names its product putative receptor-like protein kinase At4g00960. The record is from RefSeq and is a predicted model, not a curated record. Bases 1 to 768 code for a protein of 255 amino acids. The transcript is spliced from 3 exons. Gene Ontology annotation, molecular function: protein serine/threonine kinase activity; ATP binding. Gene Ontology annotation, biological process: protein phosphorylation. Gene Ontology annotation, cellular component: plasma membrane. NCBI's taxonomy places the organism in Eukaryota, Viridiplantae, Streptophyta, Magnoliopsida, Poales, Poaceae.
AUGAACGGGCCGGUUGAUCAACUUGCAGCACCUGAAAUCGAGAAGUGUCUACUGCUGAGCUGGGAGACAAGGUUCCGUAUAAUCUAUGGGACGGCACGAGGUCUCCUAUACCUUCAUGAGGACUCACAGAUAAAGAUCAUACACCGCGAUCUCAAGGCAAGCAACAUCUUGCUAGACACCGACAUGAACCCCAAGAUCUCAGAUUUUGGCCUGGCAAGGCUCUUCAACAGUGACAAGCCGAGUACCACCACGGGCCAAGUCGUCGGAACAUUAGGAUACAUGGCCCCGGAGUAUGCGGUUCUGGGGCACCUGUCGGUCAAGAUAGACGUGUACAGCUUCGGCGUCCUGGUCCUGGAGAUUGUUACGGGCAGGAAAAAUACAGACGCAUUUGAAGAGUCAUCUGCGGGAGAGUCCGGCACUCUGCUCAACUAUGUGUGGGAUCAGUGGUCCAAGGGAACGGCGCUGGCGACGAUGUAUCCAAUGUUGGAGUGCAUGGUUGCGGAGGAGGGCGAGGUGCUGAAAUGCAUCCACCUGGGGCUCCUCUGCGUGCAGGAGAACCCGGCGGACCGGCCCACCAUGCUGGAGGUUCUCGUGAUGCUGCAUGGCCACGCGUCGAGCUUCGUGGCGCCGUCGAAGCCAGCAUUCACCUUCACCUUCACGAGCUCGACGGACAACAUUGUGCUGUCCGCAUCAGAUCCAGGCGUCCAAAGUGCAUCGGCCACGCCGUCCGUCAACGAGAUGUCGGUAUCAGAGUUCGAGCCUAGAUAGAUAUAGAGAUCAUACAUAGAUUCCGUUCAUGGGUUCCUGUGUAGUACCUUAUGUCCUAGUGGAUAGGCAC